CCCUCGAGUAGGAGUUUGUUUCUCGAGUGUCAUCUUCAAACAAACCUCUCAUCAGCUCAAGUUUCAUGGUAAAGCUUGUGGUAUUUUCAACAAUACUUCUCUUCCAAAAUGCCCGACACAGACGAGGAGUGGAAGCAAUACCAGGUCUUCCGCGAAACGGCGGAUUCGGAGGAAGAAAUGGAGAAAAUACAUCGUGGAAAUCUCAACCAAAAUUUAGCUGGUCGGAGGACUGCCUCUGUGGAAAGACUAAAAGAGGAAACUCGCCUUGUACUUCUUGACUUUUUAGGCGCUUUACCACCUGAAAAACUAACAGCUAGGAAUCUUACGGUAUCUGAGCAUAGACCUGAGCGAUUAAAGCAGGCACUAAAGCUUUCAAAGAGCCCGAGCGAUGCUGCAUCCUAUGAAAAUAGACGACAAAAAUUUCAAAAUAUGGCCGCUCCACUGCGGCGAAAACUCUCAUUGAAUCUAAAACAAGAAAUUGAAAAUUUUGAUCGACGAAGUCAGCUGAGAAAAAGCCCCACUUCUCCGUGUGCCCCCAAGUUUCGAAAUCGUCCAAACAACCUGAACAUCCAGCCCCACUAUCCAGAGCACCACGUCCUACCCUCACCCGUCCUGUCUCCAGAGGGGAGAGUGGCAGCUAUGCUGGACAAGAUCGGCCAGGAAAUCAUGGAAUCUUACCCACACUUACUGGACGAAUCAAUGGAGAUCACAAAAGACUGGGAUUUGAGGUGUAUCACUUAUGAAGAUUUUCAGGCAGCCGCCCGUAAAGUCACACUUGAUAACAAGCUUGUGGGAUGGUCUAAGGUGGCGUUGCUUUGUUUCUUUGCACGGGAGAUUGCCAUGGAGUGUUCUGAAGAGUUAGAUGACAAGGAAUUGAUACAGCUGGCCGAGUAUACGGUCAGGUUUAUAGAGGAGACGACAGGGGAGUGGAUUGAGAGACAAGGUGGAUGGGCCGGGAUCGAGCUUGAAGAAGACAUAAUUCUGAACGCUGAGUCUCUCGCCGUGAAAUACCGCGAACACCACGAGAAUUCGCCCGAGGAGCGCAAGCUCAGGCAAGCCCGGCGUAUCAGCGGUCGGCGGUCUAAUAGAAACAGUGGUAUCAAUACGGACACUAGUUCGUGGAAUAACUGGGCCAAGUACGGUAUAGCGGCAAUCGCGGUAGGCAUGGGUGUCUGUUACUCCAUGAUAAGGCACUAGACCAUCAAGCCUAUACGAUUAGAUCGUGUAGUAUAGGGACAGUUUAACAGGCCCAUGAUAAGGCACUAGACCAUCAAGCCUAUACGAUUAGAUCGUGUAGUAUUGGGACAGUUUAACAGGCCCGUGAUAAGGCACUAGACCAUCAAGCCUAUACGAUUAGAUCGUGUAGUAUAGGGACAGUUUAACAGGCCCAUAAGGCACUAGACCAUCAAGCCUAUACGAUUAGAUCGUGUAGUAUAGGGGCAGUUUAACAGGCCCGUGAUAAGGCACUAGACCAUCAAGCCUAUACGAUUAGAUCGUGUAGUAUUGGGACAGUUUAACAGGCCCAUGAUAAGACACUAGACCCUCAGCCACUGUAAAGAGAGUAGCUGUGAUUAGUAGCUACUAUCGCGGUUUGUGAAGCCUACAUGAUUAGAUCGUGCAGCAUAGCUGUAUAGGGACAGUUUAACUGGGCCAAAUAUACUGUAGCAGCUAUUGCCGUAGAAAGGUGUGUCUGUUAUUCUAUAGUUAGGCACUGUAGACCCUUAGACAGAGUCAACGAAACAGCUUCUAUUGUAACCGUUUAAAUAAGCCAAAUAUAUAGUGGCUAAGAGUCCGUUUUUUAAGAAUUAUUGCCCAAUUACUUGAGAAGCAACCGGAUAUAAAUUGGGUAUUCAGGCAUAAUGGUUCUGAAAAGGUUUUUUGUUAAAUGUGCUAGAGUGUGUUCUAUUUAUUUUAUUUAAUAAUACACCAAAAACUGGAAUCCGACUCUGCCAAGUUUUCGUCAGGGCAGACUACAUACGUAUACGUAAUACGUACGUACGUAAGACGAAAAUUUGGCAGAGUCGAAUUCCAGUUUUUUUGGUGUAUUGAUUCAUUCUUCUGGUUCGCGAACACGACUAUUUGGUCUUUUUGUAUUUUAUUUAAUAAAUAUAUUAUUCGAAUACCAUAUCGCGACCUGAAAUCUAUAGGAAACUAUAGCUGUCGAGAUUCCAUGGGACAAGUUUUGCGCUCAGAGAUCUUUGCGUUCCACUACUUGAUUUUGUGCUUUUGUUUCUACACACAUCCCCUUAAUUUUCCCGUGUUUUUCACGCACAAUGUAAACUCAACUCAGGGCAAAAGUUUCGGAACUCGAUCACCCUGCUGCGCAGGAGUGAUAAAUACCGCAAGGACAAAUUAUGACAAAGUAUAGCUAGUGUAAGAUAAACAAAUUAUGACAAAGUAGCUAGUGUAAGAUAAACAGCCGAUCCUGCUGAUCCACCGAGAUAUGUCAGUGGCUAUGAAGCUAAUGUGCUAAAAUUAUUAAAAAAAUAUUCUGAAAAGUGAUAGCUAUUUAAACAUAAUUAGCAGUCAAACUGCCUUUGUACAUAGAGUUAUUUUGGUGGAAAUAAAGUCAAUAUCCUUCAA
This is a messenger RNA of Nematostella vectensis (starlet sea anemone), 2583 nucleotides long. RefSeq lists its product as uncharacterized. The record is from RefSeq and is a predicted model, not a curated record. The transcript is spliced from 3 exons. Lineage: Eukaryota; Metazoa; Cnidaria; Anthozoa; Actiniaria; Edwardsiidae. Gene Ontology annotation, biological process: apoptotic process; regulation of apoptotic process. The coding region runs from base 109 to 1197 and encodes 362 amino acids. Gene Ontology annotation, cellular component: mitochondrion.